AUGCUUUCAAAUACCAUUUUCUUCUUCUGCAUGCGCUCUCUGCUUCACCCCUUCACCGUCCCCUUAUCGUACGCACUCCUUCGGCGUCCCUUAUCCUGCGCACCCCUCCCUCCGCCAUGGCCGCCACCGUCUCGUCCUCCAUGCUCCUUCCUUCCGUCUCUGUCAACAAUCUUAGCUUCUCCAGAAAUGCGUCUCGGGGCUUCGCCGUCAAGAACCUCCGCGGAUCUAGGGUUUUCAUGAGCUUAUCCGUAGGAUCUCAGACAACCGUCGACGACGCAUUGUUCGCCGAUUACAAACCCACCUCUGCUUUUCUCUUUCCCGGCCAGGGCGCGCAAGCUGUAGGGAUGGGCAAAGAAGCACAGAGUGUCUCUUCUGCUGGAGAGUUGUAUAAGAAAGCUAAUGAUAUCUUGGGGUAUGAUCUUCUGGAUAUUUGUCUUAACGGGCCUAAAGACAAGCUCGAUUCCACUGUCAUCAGCCAGCCUGCUAUUUAUGUUACAAGCUUAGCAGCAGUUGAAUUACUCCGAGCUCGUGAGGGUGGCCAACAAAUAAUUGAUUCCAUUGAUGUAACAUGUGGUCUUAGCCUGGGAGAGUAUACUGCUCUUGCAUUUGCUGGAGCCUUCAGCUUCGAGGACGGGCUAAAGCUUGUAAAACUACGAGGAGAAGCCAUGCAGGCGGCUGCUGAUGCGGCCAAGAGUGCCAUGGUCAGUGUCAUAGGUCUGGAUUCGGAAAAGGUUCAGCAGUUGUGUGAUGCAGCUAACCAAGAAAUUGAUGAAGCAAAUACUGUCGUGAUUGCGAAUUAUUUAUGCCCGGGCAAUUAUGCAGUAUCUGGAGGUAUCAAGGGAAUUGAAGCAGUCGAAGCCAAAGCCAAAUCAUUCAAGGCCCGUAUGACCGUCCGAUUGGCUGUAGCGGGAGCUUUCCACACAAGUUUUAUGGAACCAGCUGUCUCGAGAUUAGAGGCUGCACUAUCUGCAACUGAGAUCAGAACUCCGAGGAUUCCAGUGGUCUCCAACGUCGAUGCGCAUCCUCAUUCUGAUCCUAACACUAUCAAGAAGAUACUUGCUCGCCAGGUCACUUCUCCGGUACAAUGGGAGACAACGGUGAAGACUCUCCUAACCAAAGGAAUCAAGAAAAGCUACGAGUUGGGACCCGGAAAGGUCAUUGCAGGGAUCAUCAAGAGGAUAGACAAAAGCGCCCAAGUCGAAGCCAUCAGUGCUUGAAACAGCGAAUGCGGGUGUAGGUUCUUUUGAUGAGUUACGCGCUGUAUAUCUCAUGCAAACCCAACAACUUCCUGAUGUGAUCUCGUGGAGAAUCAAACCUUCAGUUCUGGAUGCUUCAUCUCUCAAUUUUACUGUGCUGUUUUCCAUAUUUCUACGGAUAAUACCUGUCUUAAAACCCAAUUGUCUGGACACAGACUUAAAUUUUAGAAUUUUCUUCACAAAUAA
Messenger RNA from Tarenaya hassleriana, 1442 nucleotides. Its product is annotated as malonyl CoA-acyl carrier protein transacylase-like. The transcript is spliced from 11 exons. The record is from RefSeq and is a predicted model, not a curated record. Lineage: Eukaryota; Viridiplantae; Streptophyta; Magnoliopsida; Brassicales; Cleomaceae. Gene Ontology annotation, molecular function: [acyl-carrier-protein] S-malonyltransferase activity. The coding region runs from base 117 to 1217 and encodes 366 amino acids.